GUUGAAUGUAAAGUGGUUAAGUAAUAGUUAUAAUGAAGCAGAGGGUGCUUGUCGACUGUAGACACAAAUACACCUACUGUAGCCUACAACAACAACGAUGCACAUUAGGGUCUUUCUAGAUUAACCCACAAAGCAAGAGACUACUUACAGAACACUAAAUCCAAUGGGAGGAACUUUCUUCUCAGAAGAGCAAAGAGGUGGAGAUAAAAACUGGUUCUUUAUUUGCAUAAAGACCUCAAAUCCACACCCAUCCUGUCCUGCUCACUUUUCUAGUUUUCAUCUGUAGUUUACUGUGGAGUUUCCAGAUCUUUUCUAUAUGUUGAAUCGAAGUCUCAAGGCAAUAUCGAAUGUAACUGGACCUUUGUCUGUUUCUGACCAUGAAGUGAAAGGGUAUAUCUGUUGCACUUAGAAGGGCUUUGGUAAGUAAAAUCAAUGGAGUCCAGUCUUUCUUGUCUGUCAUCAUUGAAAGAGGAGGUGACUGCAGGGGAAUUCAUUCAGCCACACUACAAGGAGUCCUAUCGGCUUGCCAUCUAUGCCCUAGUCAACAGUGGAAGAAAUGCUUAUCAAGAGUAUCUGAAAGCUGAGAACAUUUUUGACUUUCUAUCAGAAGAGGAACUGCUCUUUAUUCAAGAAAAUGCAAUGUUACCGGCUCCCGAUGAUGACUUGGAAGUUAACAAUGAAACUGAAGAAAAAAGUCCAUCAACGUAUUUUCCCACAGAGUCGGAUGAGGAGGUGCCUGACCUCGAACUUGGAUGGCCUGAGAUUAACCAUGAGAACACAGAAACAAAUAUCAGCCUGAUUUUCAAUCCACCCAGACAAAGCUCACCAACUAUCAAAGAGGUGAUUCGUAAACAAAUCCAAGAGGCAAGACAGGUCAUUGCAAUAGCAAUGGAUGUCUUCACUGAUGUAGACAUCUUCAAGGAGCUUAUCAGUGCCACAUUUAGAGGGGUGGUCGUCUACAUUCUUCUGGAUGAUAUCCAAUUCAAAAGUUUCCACACUAUGGCUGAGAGGUCAGGCGUUUGUAUCAAAGAUCUCAAGAACGUCCGAGUUCGAACUGUAAAAGGUCAGCAAUAUCAGUGUCGGUCUGGAGCAAAGUUUAAUGGAGCUUUGGAACAGAAGUUCAUACUGGUGGAUUGCAGAACAGUGUUGUAUGGGACGUACAGCUUCAUGUGGUCCUAUGAAAAGAUCAACCUCAGCAUGGUUCUAGUGAUCACUGGGCAACUUGUGGGGUCAUAUGAUGAGGAGUUCAGAAGACUAUUUGCCCGCUCUACUCUUCCAGCUGCACUUUCUCAGGAAAGUGUGUUCCUUAGGGAACCAGUGUCAGUGUACAACCCUAACUCCAGUCAUACCUCACUCCAUCUGAUUCACAUGAGAUAUAGAACACAGACAACAGGUUUGAGUACCUUUAUGGGACAACACAAGGAUGAAAGAUACGAUGGGCCCAUGUUAACCAGAGGCUUAAGCAUGCAAGACAGACUGCAUCACUCUCACCAUACAGAGUCUGGGCAACUGCUGAGAGGGCACAGCUAUACUGGAGAGCUGCAGAAAGGUAAUUCAACAACUCAACUGAGGACAAGAGAUAUUGGGGCUUACUGUGUCCCUCAGAGACAAAGGCCCAACCAAUGUAGUAGCAACGACGCACAGACAGGCAAGAUGAAUCAGCUUCUCCACACACAGAGGACUUGCUAUAGCACUGACAAGUAUGUGCUUCCCUUCAACUCAGAGACCUCUCUAAACAGGUGGAAGAUUGACUCAUACCUCAAUAACAGUGACCACACAUUGGCUGAAUCAAUUGAAAGCCUGCAUCAUACGGACACACUGCCAGAGAUUAAUAGGAACCCAAUCCCACCAUCCCGUAUGAAAUCAUCAUUGAUUUUCAAUAGCUAUCUGCAAGAACGAUUGAAAUCACCCAUACACAUGUGUGAGGACACGCAAAUGUUACCACAUAGUAUUCAAAGUGUCUCGGCUGACAAACAACCACAACUGCCAACGCCUAUUAGGUGGAUGGACAACCAGACUAGAAUGGAACAGUUAAGGCUGGAAAACAAAAAUUAUUUGCACCAGCAAAGAGAUUUUGCCACUAAUAAUCAUAUUUCUGGGCAAAGUCAAGAGUCUCUCAAGUCUGCAUUUUCAGCUGUAGAGAGACAUAUAGAGAAGCCAACAGUAAACAUUCUGGAAAAGAGUUACAGUAUAAAUGAGUUGGAAAACAGCUCAGCUCACAGUUUUAAACCGGAGCCAUCUAGCCAUGGACAUGGCUUCACUUCAGGAGAUCAACCUGAUGAUCAGAACAGAUUGAUAGAGACUGAAAGAAACCAGAAAUUUACAACAGAUCUUACAGAGAGCCACCGAAGUAUCUCUCAUUAUGACAUCAAGACCAUAUCAGAAAAAAGGCAUCCUGAGUCAUUAGAUUGGCACCAGCCUCCGACAAGGACAACAUCAACAACUGACCUGGGAAUACUGAUGACGAAGCCUUCACUUAAAUCCUCAAACUUCAGACCCACCUGUCUUAAUGUGCAGGACUCUAGAAUUAUGAUGUCUUUGAUUGGCAUUCCAGAGGAGAAAGAGGGCCAUGUAAGUGGUAGUAUUGUUACUUCUAACCAGCUGGGCAGCUACUCAAGUUUAGUUUCUCUCGCAGAUGACAGAGGAAUGUCAGUGAAAGAGGAUAAACCACUUCAUGUGAUGAAUUCAAUCAGAUCCAAGACCGCUGAAGAAUCCCAGCAUAUAAAGGCUGAGAGGGUAGUAAUGGUAGAAAAAGCAAUACCUGAGCAAGAUAAUCCUCUUCAGAGGAAGAAUUCAAUGAGAUUAAAACUUUCUGCUAUUUUUCGAUCCGAUGAACAAUCCAAAGAGGAGCCAACAGUCCAAAGAAAGAACUCUAUGAGGUCAGGAACUUCAUCUGGAUCAAAGCAUGGUAUGGUUCUUGCUGACAGUGAUAAGGAGCAACAAAACUGUUCUGACUCAAGAGCCAAAUUAUUUUCUAAUCCAAUUGGUAAUUCAAACGUAGAUCAGGACAGUCUGGGUUCUAGAAUCACUCUUCCAGACCCUAUAAGGAAGAAGGCUUACAGCAGAUUUGAACAUUUUCUGUCAGUUGAAAAAAGACCUUCAGAACAUCCAAUGCCAAACAACAGAGAAGUACCUUCCUCAGAAAAGAACAAAAACACGUUUUUAAGUGGCUCAGGACAAGGUUCUGUUUCUGCUGCAGGCAACUAUACAAACUACCAGACCCAAACGUCUACUGAAAAUAAGUUUGGAAGAUUCAUGCAACGAGUAGGAAAUCUCAUCAGCAAGAAUAAGUAAAUCCAUUCUGGAUACCAAAUAGUCAAACAAAACGUAAAUAUUGCGGUGACCAAUAUUUCCAGUAAGUAACAAUGAAAUGUAAAUAGUUGUAGUUCUGUUGGUACUUUUCCAACUUUGUUUAGAAAGCAUAGUUUUCACCUGUGUGGGUUACUGUGUCAAAGAGACAAAGUACGUAGAAAUCAAAUACUAUUUACGAUUACAUAAUAAUGAAUAUCUUUGUUUAUUUGGGGAUAUUAAUUUCUACAAUGAAUGCAUAGGAUUCUUGACAUUAAAGUAAGUGUAGACAUUUUAGAGAGGUUGUUGAGUGGUCUAUUAAUACCUACAAAAACCUUUCAGUUUCAUUAUUCAAUAUCAGUUGUAAGUCUUUUCAAAAUAUACUUAAUCCGCUUUCCUGAUGUUUCUGUAAAUUUUUCUUUGGACGAUUCAUGCCAUGUUUAUGUAUCAAUGUUUCUUAUUUUAUGUGUGACAUUUUGGGAAUGUUGUUAGUUUUUUAUGGUUAAGAUUUAUAUGUAUACGGAGGUCUGCAGUGAACAAACCAAAUGUGAUGCAUAUUUCUUUCUUCUACAAAGUCGUCACAUUUGGUCUUCUAUCACAGUUUUCAGACUGUUUGUUGUUUGUCAUCAGACUUCCAUUUUGUGAAUAUUCAUCUUGUGUUGGUCCACAGGACCACUGUUAGUUAACUGAGACUUUACUCCCAUGCUCUAAGUUUGUAUACUUAGAGCAUGAAAUUCUGAUCACUUAAGACCUCCAUGCACACGAUGCACAUGUUGUUUUAUUUUAUUGUGAUUGCCUUUAUAAUUGGCUACAUUGAGGGAAGGUUUUGUAUUGACUUGUUUCAAUCUUUUCACAAAUUGGUUAUUUUACUAUUUACAUAAUAAAUGUAUCAUCUUGUAUUAAAGGUUCCUGGUUAUCCUCACAUAUCUUUCACAAACUUGGGUAAGAGGACACUGAGCUAGUCGGAUUGACAUUAAAUGGCUAUUCAAUUGAUGGAGCUAGUUCUGGCAUGGCACUUGGGCUGCGUGUCACGUCAUCAGCUGAUGUCACACACAAUAAACUGCAGUUGUGCCAAUUUGAAGAUCCAGGCCUUCCCCUUCAGAGGACUUGAAUACUGAAUGCAUUCAUUGACCCAGACACCCAUGCUCACACAUCAUGCAUUGCUAUGUACCUGCAUAUUGUGCAACUGCUGCCAUCAUUAUGAGGGGCCGUUCAGACA
Molecule: messenger RNA, 4507 nt
Organism: Osmerus eperlanus (European smelt)
Lineage: Eukaryota; Metazoa; Chordata; Actinopteri; Osmeriformes; Osmeridae
Product: protein FAM83B-like
Exons: 5
Coding region: 433-3294 (953 amino acids)
Biological process (GO): signal transduction
Cellular component (GO): cytoplasm; membrane
Molecular function (GO): protein kinase binding
Source: RefSeq, a predicted model, not a curated record